AUGGCCCAGCUCUUCCUGCCCCUGCUGGCAGCCCUGGUCCUGGCCCAGGCUCCUGCAGCUUUAGCAGAUGUUCUGGAAGGAGACAGCUCAGAGGACCGCGCUUUUCGCGUGCGCAUCGCGGGCGACGCACCACUGCAGGGCGUGCUCGGCGGCGCCCUCACCAUCCCUUGCCACGUCCACUACCUGCGGCCACCGCCGAGCCGCCGGGCUGUGCUGGGCUCUCCGCGGGUCAAGUGGACUUUCCUGUCCGGGGGCCGGGAGGCAGAGGUGCUGGUGGCGCGGGGAGUGCGCGUCAAGGUGAACGAGGCCUACCGGUUCCGCGUGGCACUGCCUGCGUACCCAGCGUCGCUCACCGAUGUCUCCCUGGCGCUGAGCGAGCUGCGCCCCAACGACUCAGGUAUCUAUCGCUGUGAGGUCCAGCACGGCAUCGAUGACAGCAGCGACGCUGUGGAGGUCAAGGUCAAAGGGGUCGUCUUUCUCUACCGAGAGGGCUCUGCCCGCUAUGCGUUCUCCUUUUCUGGGGCCCAGGAGGCCUGUGCCCGCAUUGGAGCCCACAUCGCCACCCCGGAGCAGCUCUAUGCCGCCUACCUUGGGGGCUAUGAGCAAUGUGAUGCUGGCUGGCUGUCGGAUCAGACCGUGAGGUAUCCCAUCCAGACCCCACGAGAGGCCUGUUACGGAGACAUGGAUGGCUUCCCCGGGGUCCGGAACUAUGGUGUGGUAGACCCGGAUGACCUCUAUGAUGUGUACUGUUAUGCUGAAGACCUAAAUGGAGAACUGUUCCUGGGUGACCCUCCAGAGAAGCUGACAUUGGAGGAAGCACGGGCGUACUGCCAGGAGCGGGGUGCAGAGAUUGCCACCACGGGCCAACUGUAUGCAGCCUGGGAUGGUGGCCUGGACCACUGCAGCCCAGGGUGGCUAGCUGAUGGCAGUGUGCGCUACCCCAUCGUCACACCCAGCCAGCGCUGUGGUGGGGGCUUGCCUGGUGUCAAGACUCUCUUCCUCUUCCCCAACCAGACUGGCUUCCCCAAUAAGCACAGCCGCUUCAACGUCUACUGCUUCCGAGACUCGGCCCAGCCUUCUGCCAUCCCUGAGGCCUCCAACCCAGCCUCUGAUGGACUAGAGGCUAUCGUCACAGUGACAGAGACCCUGGAGGAACUGCAGCUGCCUCAGGAAGCCAUAGAGAGUGAAUCCCGUGGGGCCAUCUACUCCAUCCCCAUCAUGGAGGACGGAGGAGGUGGAAGCUCCACUCCAGAAGACCCAGCAGAGGCCCCUAGGACGCUCCUAGAAUUUGAAACACAAUCCAUGGUACCGCCCACGGGCUUCUCAGAAGAGGAAGGCAAGGCAUUGGAGGAAGAAGAGAAAUAUGAAGAUGAAGAAGAGAAAGAGGAGGAAGAAGAAGAGGAGGAGGUGGAGGAUGAGGCUCUGUGGGCAUGGCCCAGCGAGCUCAGCAGCCCGGGCCCUGAGGCCUCUCUCCCCACUGAGCCAGCAGCCCAGGAGGAGUCACUCUCCCAGGCGCCAGCAAGGGCAGUCCUGCAGCCUGGUGCAUCACCACUUCCUGAUGGAGAGUCAGAAGCUUCCAGGCCUCCAAGGGUCCAUGGACCACCUGCUGAGACUCUGCCCACUCCCAGGGAGAGGAACCUAGCAUCCCCAUCACCUUCCACUCUGGUUGAGGCAAGAGAGGUGGGGGAGGCAACUGGUGGUCCUGAGCUAUCUGGGGUCCCUCGAGGAGAGAGCGAGGAGACAGGAAGCUCCGAGGGUGCCCCUUCCCUGCUUCCAGCCACACGGGCCCCUGAGGGUACCAGGGAGCUGGAGGCCCCCUCUGAAGAUAAUUCUGGAAGAACUGCCCCAGCAGGGACCUCAGUGCAGGCCCAGCCAGUGCUGCCCACUGACAGCGCCAGCCGAGGUGGAGUGGCCGUGGUCCCCGCAUCAGGUGACUGUGUCCCCAGCCCCUGCCACAAUGGUGGGACAUGCUUGGAGGAGGAGGAAGGGGUCCGCUGCCUAUGUCUGCCUGGCUAUGGGGGGGACCUGUGCGAUGUUGGCCUCCGCUUCUGCAACCCCGGCUGGGACGCCUUCCAGGGCGCCUGCUACAAGCACUUUUCCACACGAAGGAGCUGGGAGGAGGCAGAGACCCAGUGCCGGAUGUACGGCGCGCAUCUGGCCAGCAUCAGCACGCCCGAGGAACAGGACUUCAUCAACAACCGGUACCGGGAGUACCAGUGGAUCGGACUCAACGACAGGACCAUCGAAGGCGACUUCUUGUGGUCGGAUGGCGUCCCCCUGCUCUAUGAGAACUGGAACCCUGGGCAGCCUGACAGCUACUUCCUGUCUGGAGAGAACUGCGUGGUCAUGGUGUGGCAUGAUCAGGGACAAUGGAGUGACGUGCCCUGCAACUACCACCUGUCCUACACCUGCAAGAUGGGGCUGGUGUCCUGUGGGCCGCCACCGGAGCUGCCCCUGGCUCAAGUGUUCGGCCGCCCACGGCUGCGCUAUGAGGUGGACACUGUGCUUCGCUACCGGUGCCGGGAAGGACUGGCCCAGCGCAAUCUGCCGCUGAUCCGAUGCCAAGAGAACGGUCGUUGGGAGGCCCCCCAGAUCUCCUGUGUGCCCAGAAGACCUGCCCGAGCUCUGCACCCAGAGGAGGACCCAGAAGGACGUCAGGGGAGGCUACUGGGACGCUGGAAGGCGCUGUUGAUCCCCCCUUCGAGCCCCAUGCCAGGUCCCUAGGGGGCAAGGCCUUGAACACUGCCGGCCACAGCACUGCCCUGUCACCCAAAUUUUCCCUCACACCCUGCGCUCCCGCCACCACAGGAAGUGACAACAUGACGAGGGGUGGUGCUGGAGUCCAGGUGACAGUUCCUGAAGGGGCUUCUGGGAAAUACCUACGAGGCUCCAGCCCAGCCCAGGCCCUCUCCCCCUACCCUGGGCACCAGAUCUUCCAUCAGGGCCGGAGUAAAUCCCUAAGUGCCUCAACUGCCCUCUCCCUGGCAGCCAUCUUGUCCCCUCUAUUCCUCUAGGGAGCACUGUGCCCACUCUUUCUGGGUUUUCCAAGGGAAUGGGCUUGCAGGAUGGAGUGUCUGUAAAAUCAACAGGAAAUAAAACUGUGUAUGAGCCCAGGCAA
Messenger RNA from Pan troglodytes (chimpanzee), 3118 nucleotides. RefSeq names its product brevican (gene BCAN). Gene Ontology annotation, molecular function: hyaluronic acid binding. Gene Ontology annotation, cellular component: perineuronal net; synapse. The record is from RefSeq and is a predicted model, not a curated record. NCBI's taxonomy places the organism in Eukaryota, Metazoa, Chordata, Mammalia, Primates, Hominidae. Gene Ontology annotation, biological process: skeletal system development; positive regulation of neuroblast proliferation; glial cell differentiation. Bases 1 to 2724 code for a protein of 907 amino acids. The transcript has 13 exons.